This is a messenger RNA of Lindgomyces ingoldianus, 1797 nucleotides long. Its product is annotated as putative multicopper oxidase, type 1. NCBI's taxonomy places the organism in Eukaryota, Fungi, Ascomycota, Dothideomycetes, Pleosporales, Lindgomycetaceae. The coding region runs from base 1 to 1797 and encodes 598 amino acids. Gene Ontology annotation, molecular function: copper ion binding; oxidoreductase activity. The record is from RefSeq and is a predicted model, not a curated record. The transcript has 5 exons.
AUGCGCAUUCAAUACCUAGUUAGCACCUGCCUCGCGGCAAUUACUUCCACAUCCCUAGCAGAACACAUUCCAUUUGAUCACAUCCUCACUACAUCCGCUACCCCGACAUCGACAAAAGUAGCAGACUCUGCUUGCACCAACGGUCCCCUAACAAGAAGUUGUUGGUCGAAUGGUUACAGUGUUGCCACGGAUUUCGACGCCAAAUGGCCAACCACUGGAAACACAGUAUCUUAUAAUCUUGAGAUCACCAAUGGCACGUGUAAUCCAGACGGUCAUGGAUCAAAGCCCUGCCAACUUUUCAACAACCAAUACCCAGGUCCUCUCAUUACCGCUAACUGGGGUGAUACCAUUUCAGUCACGGUCAAGAAUUCCUUAACUGCAAACGGUACUGGUGUCCACUGGCAUGGUAUCCGCCAGCUCGGUACCUGCCCCCAGGAUGGCGUCCCUGGUAUUACCGAGUGUCCGUUAGCCCCAGGCGAUACCAAGACCUAUACAUUCAAAGCGACCCAAUUCGGGACGACAUGGUAUCAUUCUCACUACAGCUCUCAGUAUGGUGAAGGUGCAUUUGGCCCUAUAGUUAUUAAUGGCCCUGCUUCCGCCAAUUACGACAUCGACCUAGGUCCAAUGAUGCUAAACGACUUCUACUACCAGACAGCAUUCCAAGUCGGCUCGAUUGCCCAUCAAAACUUGCAAAAUGGCGCGCCACCACCACCUGCUGACAACCUCAUCGUCAAUGGAACUAACAAGAACGCCAAUGGCGGUGGAUCCUAUGGCAAGGUCACAUUGACCAAAGGCAAGAAAUACCGCCUCCGUCUCAUCAACAUGAGCGUUGACAACAACAUUCGUGUCUCUCUGGACAAUCAUCCAUUCCAGGUGAUCACCGCCGACCUUGUUCCCAUCAAGCCAUUCGUAGCGAACUGGGUUCUUCUCGCGAUUGGCCAAAGAUAUGAUGUAAUAUUUACCGCAAACCAGACGGCUGACAACUACUGGUUCCGCGCAGAGGUUGCCACAGACUGCGCCAGCUCCAACAACUUCCAUGGUCGAAGCAUCUUUACUUAUUCAGGUGCUAGCGGUAAUGACCCUACUACAAGCGCCUUUGCCAAUCCAUCCACUGGCUGCGUCGACAUGAGCCCUCUUGUUCCAUGGGUCAAGAACACCGUCGAUAGCACAGCUUUCGUUAAUCAGGUCGGUAACCUUCAAGUAGACUUGGCGCAAGAGCAAGCUACGACCAACGGUCAAAACAUUGUCGUCUGGGCCGUCAAUUUCACAGCUAUCAACGUCGACUGGGACAAGCCGACUCUCGAGUAUGUUAAGACGGGGAAUACCAGCUAUCCUAGUGUGUUCAACCUCAUCGAGAUUCCUAAUGAGGGUAUUUGGUCGUACUGGAUCAUCCAGGAGACCCCAGGAACCCUAGUUCCUAUUCCCCAUCCCAUUCAUUUGCAUGGACACGACUUCUACGUCCUCGGCACGGGAUCUGGCACCUUCGACAAGAGCACUUCUCCUAGCACUCUACAAUACGACAACCCGAUCCGCCGUGAUACCACCUUCUUGCCCGGAGGUGGGUGGCUCGCUAUUGGCUUCCCUACCGAUAACCCCGGCGCCUGGCUCAUGCAUUGCCACAUCGCAUGGCAUGUUGCCGACGGCCUCGCCGUCCAGUUCCUGGAGAGCAAGAGCACCAUGCCAUUGCCCGACUCCGCCUGGGAGUCAACUUGCUCCAAGUUCCAGACUUAUGACAAGAACCCUGGUUGGCCUAAGACUGACUCGGGACUGAAGGCUAGAGGCAUCGAGUCUCAGUAA